AUGCGUUUCCAACAAGUGAUCGGAUCGCUUGCAGCGUUCGCCUCUUUCGUCGCUGCUGUUGAUCUUACUGGCUACGAAUAUGUCGUUGUCGGCUCCGGUGCUGGUGGAGGUCCCCUAGCCGCUCGUCUUGCUCUCGCUGGCCACAAGACUCUGCUCAUCGAAGCUGGAGACGAUCAGGGCGCCAAUGUCAACUAUACUGUUCCCUCCUACAACGCCAAGGUCUCGGAGGAUCCCAAUCUGGCAUGGAACUUCUUUGUCAAGCACUACGCUGACGAGGAGCGUCAAGCUCGUGACUUCAAGACUUCUUACCAGACCCCCGAUGGCGGUAUUUACACUGGUCUCGACCCUCCAGCCGGUUCCGAGAUGAAGGGUACCCUGUAUCCUCGUACCGGUACUCUGGGAGGCUGCACCGCCCACAAUGCUCUUAUUGCCGUAUACCCCCAUCGCUCGGACUUUGACAACAUUGCUACCAUUACUGGUGAUGCAUCAUGGUCCGCCGAUAACAUGCGCAAGUACUUCACAAAGCUCGAGAACAACCACUACUUGCUUCCCGGCCAGCAGGGCCAUGGCUACAACGGCUGGCUCGGAACAUCCUACGCUCCCAUCGACAUUGUCCUCACCGACCCUAAGCUUCUCAGCAUUGUGACUGGCGCGACCUUUGCGCUCGGCAACCAGACCAAUGCCAUCCUCAACCUCGCCUCCCUUGUCGCUGGUGAUGCCAACUCGGCCUCUGCCAAGCGUGAUAGCCAGCCCUCCAUCUUCCAGAUUCCUUUGUCGACCGUCGAUGGCAAGCGCGGUGGCUCCAGAGAAUUCGUUGUUGCUGUUCGUGAUGCUAAGACCGCGAGUGGCGCAAAGGCAUACCCUCUUGAUGUCAGAACCAACUGCCACGUUACCAAGAUCACUUUCGACCAGUCUACCACGCCUCCUCGCGCCACUGGCGUCGAGUUCCUUGACGGUCAGUAUCUCUACAAAGCCAGCCCCAAGAACAGCGGCAAUGCUGGUGUCGCUGGGUCUGUGACUGCUUCCCGCGAGGUCAUCAUCUCCGGCGGGACAUACAACUCUCCCCAGUUGCUCAAGCUGAGUGGUGUGGGUCCAGCCGACGAGCUGAGCCAGUUUGACAUUCCCGUUAUCGUCGAUCUGCCCGGUGUAGGCACCAACCUGCAAGACCACUACGAGAUCAACGUUCAGGGCAAAGCUCCCUCUGACUUCUCCGCCCUGAACGGCUGUACUUUCGACGGCAGUGACCAAGAUCAAUGCCUGAAGCGCUACAACGCACCCAUCCUCGGCAACCGUGGCAUCUACUCCUCCCCCGGUCUCGGCGCCGCCAUGUUCUACAAGUCCAGCGUCGCCGAGCACAAUGAAUUCGACGUCUUCGUCUUCGGCGGGCCCGUCAACUUCCGCGGCUACUUCCCUGGCUACAGCGUCAACGCUACCGCCGAGCACGACUGGUUCACCUGGGCAAUCCUCAAGGCUCAUCCCCGCAACAACGCAGGAACCAUCAAGCUCCGCUCUGCAGACCCCCUCGAUACCCCCGAAAUCACCUACAACUACUUUGACACCGGUGUCGGUGACUACGAUGCAGAUCUCACCGCCCUCAACGAGGCCGUCCACCUCGCCCGUGACUCGUUCAAGCGCCAGCUCGUCAAGAUCGACGAAGUGCUCCCCGGCAAGGACGUCACCACCAGGGAAGGCAUCUCUCAGUAUGCAAAGGACACCGCCUGGGGCCACCACGCCUCGUCAUCGUGCCCCAUCGGAGCCGACGGCGACAAGAUGGCUGUCCUCGACUCGAGCUUCAGGGUCCGUGGCACUGCUGGUCUGCGCGUCGUCGAUGCUUCCGUGUUCCCAAAGAUUCCCGGCACUUUCACCGCCGUGUCGACAUACAUGAUCGCUGAGAAGGCGGCUGAUGUUAUCUUGCAGCAGCUUAGCCAGCAAUAG
This is a messenger RNA of Aureobasidium namibiae CBS 147.97, 1935 nucleotides long. Its product is annotated as glucose-methanol-choline oxidoreductase-like protein. Gene Ontology annotation, molecular function: flavin adenine dinucleotide binding; oxidoreductase activity, acting on CH-OH group of donors. Lineage: Eukaryota; Fungi; Ascomycota; Dothideomycetes; Dothideales; Saccotheciaceae. The coding region runs from base 1 to 1935 and encodes 644 amino acids. The record is from RefSeq and is a predicted model, not a curated record. The transcript has 4 exons.